UACGGCCGCCGGCCGACCGACCCCGCCCUGCCUCGUCGCAGAACAGCGCCCCCCUCGCCGCCCGACCCCGCUUCGCCGCAGCUCGACCCCGGCCGUCCCCCGGACGCCCCCUCCCAGCUCCGUCGCCAGACGACGGCCUCGCCGCCCGACCCCGCGCUCGUCGCACGCCCCCUUCCAGCCGCCGGUGGACUUCCCUGUUUUCAAAUCCUAGAUCUGACACUGCUCGCCGCCAUCUCCCGCUCCAAGGUCUCUCUGAUUAGACGCCGUCGACCAGCUCCUAGCCCUAGGUCGCCGGCACUCCAAAGGCUCCUCUGAGGUCACCGUCUGCUUGUCGCUCUCUCCCUCCUGGCUCGCCGUGUACUACCUUGUCCCUUCAGUGUAGGCCAGUGGUACUUAGGAAAUGAACUACAUAUUCAAAUGUCGCAGGAGGUGUGCAAUGAGAUUGUUGAAAGCAGAGGAGCUGUUUCGGAAAUUGCUUGAGGGUGGGUCCAAGAAGAAGGCUCGGCUACUAGGGCUCGAUGUCGGCAGUAAAUACGUCGGGCUGGCAGUUUCUGACCAGCAAAACAGGAUUGCCUUGCCUCUGAGUGUCUUGGGUAGGACAAAGACAAACAUCAAUUUGAUGGCAGACGAUUUCAAAACACUGGUUAACAAUUACUCCCUUGCCGGGCUUGUUGUGGGUUAUCCAUUCAACUUACAGGGUCAAUCUUCUCCAGAUGCAUCACAAGUAAGCCUUCUCGUAGGAGAACUUUGUAAAACUGGGAAACUUGAUGAUUUGAGCUACACAUAUUGGGAUGAAAAUUUUACCUCAAAGUGCGUAGAAGCCCUUUUAAAUCCUCUGAACCUAAACGAUCGAGUUGAGACGAAAACAAUGACAGAUAAAUUUGCUGCAGUUUGCAUACUCCAGGGUUAUUUAGAUAACAUGAACAGAGCAUUGACAUCUGCUGAUAAUGUGAAGAGUAACUUGAGCUCAGCUUCUGGUCAAUGGGCAUUUGCCUCUUAAAAGUUCCUUCCGCCUGUCAGUCUUUCUUGGAAGCAUGGUUCUGAAAGAGUUCCCGUUUCUUGUAUCAUGAAGCGCAUCUGCAUUCAUUUGGCCGAGGCAGAGCAUAACUUGGAGCUGAUGCGCCGUUAGACAUAUUCCGCUGACGGCACAUCACCUGGGCAAAAGCAACUUUCGUACUUGUCUAAACCGAUGCUAAUCUAUUGGGAAGAUCCUUCCUCCCCUUCUUUCCUUGUAGCCUCAGCCUGCUCAUGAGAUUCUCGGCAUAAGCGUGCACCGCAACAGCUCGGUAAUGGCCAUUUCUCGGAAAUUGCAAGCCGGUUUCCAUGCCCCAGCAUAUGCCUACUGUACGUCAUCACGAUGCCAACAGUGUAAUUCCCGAGUCUCGGUACGUUUUCUUGUGCUCACGGGCAGCCGGGCAGGCAUAUAUUCGCGUCU
This is a messenger RNA of Hordeum vulgare subsp. vulgare (domesticated barley), 1435 nucleotides long. RefSeq names its product putative pre-16S rRNA nuclease. The transcript is spliced from 9 exons. Lineage: Eukaryota; Viridiplantae; Streptophyta; Magnoliopsida; Poales; Poaceae. Gene Ontology annotation, biological process: rRNA 5'-end processing. The record is from RefSeq and is a predicted model, not a curated record. Bases 401 to 1000 code for a protein of 199 amino acids.